Messenger RNA from Scleropages formosus (Asian bonytongue), 2338 nucleotides. Its product is annotated as prisilkin-39-like. Bases 136 to 1734 code for a protein of 532 amino acids. Gene Ontology annotation, cellular component: membrane. The transcript has 2 exons. Gene Ontology annotation, biological process: protein homooligomerization. Lineage: Eukaryota; Metazoa; Chordata; Actinopteri; Osteoglossiformes; Osteoglossidae. The record is from RefSeq and is a predicted model, not a curated record.
CGGGAGUCAUGGGGAUGACGGGGAUGACGGGGGAGGCGCUCGAGGCACUCGAAUGACAACUCGGUGCACCUGCCGAAGGACGGUGUCGUCUGCUCCGAGUAGACGUGUUCAGACCAGGCACACUCGAGUGCAGGGAUGAGGCUGCUUUCCUACGUGGCCCUGGCAUUGGGGGCCCUCCUGCUGCUGCAGGCUCAACUCAGUGGGGCAAAGCGCGGGGGCGGAGGCUUCAAGUCGAGCAUCGGCUGGGGCCGCAAGACGUCUUCCUCCAGCAAGGGAAACACAGGGGGAUCCCGCAAGCCAGGGCAAAGCACAAACACGCAACCGGGUAACUACCCCAGGCAACCGCAACCACAGAACCCUGCAGGAGGAUACCCGGCUGGGGGAGGAUACCCGGCUGGGGGAGGAUACCCGGCUGGAGGAGGAUACCCGGCUGGGGGAGGAUACCCGGCUGGGGGAGGAUAUCCUAAUCAGUAUCCACCAAGAGGAGGUGUUAAUCCUGGAGGGUACCCAGCUGCCGGAGGGUACCCAGCUGCCGGAGGGUAUCCUAACCAGUAUCCACCAAGAGGAGGUGUUAAUCCUGGAGGGUACCCAGCUGCCGGUGGUUACCCAGCUGCCGGUGGUUACCCCGCUGCCGGUGGUUACCCCGCUAGAGGAGGGGUGAAUCCAGGUGGUUAUCCAAACCAGUAUGGAGGAGGAGGAUUUUACCCUGGGGGAGGUGCUUAUCCUGGUGGUUACCCAAACAGGGGUGUGCCAGGAUGGGGACAAGGUGGCUAUCCUGGGGGUUACCCUGGAGGAGGAGCGUAUCCUAACUGGAACCCAGACAAUAAGAUCUUGAGUCCACGCUAUGGCGGGGGCUACGGAUAUGGAGGAGGUGGGUUCGGCAUGGGAGGCUCUCCUUUCUCUCAUGCAGUGCAUGGCAUGGGUAUGGGUCCUUCGCUGAAAUCCAAGGGCUUUGGGAAGAGCGCAGCCAUGGCGGCAGGGGUUGGAGCGCUUGCCGGCAUGGCGGUGGGAUAUGGUUUGGGCCGCUUUCCCCGUCCGAACUUCCACUUCCACAGCCCCAUGGAAGAGUAUUACUACAACCACUACAUGUACCGCCGCUACGGGUCCCGCUCCACCGACAACAACGACUACGGCCGGGAUUACCAGUUCAAGCCACCGCCACAGUCCUACGACGAGUACAUGGACAGCUGUAUGCAGAGGACCGAUUUGCUCCAGGGACAGGAUGGCAGCUCUCAAAAUACCCCAGAUGUAAGCAGCAUGGCGAGGGACACUCCAGUUACCCCCGUGAAACAGGACACGCAGACAGGCUAUCCCAACACGAGUGGCGACGUGGGCAAAGGCUCCGACUCGUCACCGGGCAACAGUACGGCAAGCGGGAACUCCAUGGAUGAAGGGGAGGCGAAGACCACCACAGAGAGACCACAGACCCCUAACCCUGGGCUUCCCGGCAACUCCAAAGCAGAGUCCGUCCCACCUCCCGGUGGCAAGGCGGAUGAUGACACGGUGAGCAUUUUGGAGAUUGGCUACCCGGAGCUGAUAGAGCAAUUGAAAGCGCGCCGCUGUGUGGAGCUCUACAUGGUGUACUCUGAGCGUUACAUGGAGAAGCAGAUGGCCGUGCGGAGCAACAACCCCAGUGGGAGCGCGGGAGCCCUGCGGUGCCCGCUGAGCCGGGGGCUACUUGUGCUCCUCACUGCUUUCAUCCUGACCCUGACGACCCAUCUCCCGCCGCCCUGACUCUCGGAGGCGCCGGCACGACCGCCACUCAUGCGGACGUGUGAUUGAACACAGACACGCAAACUAAAGCUGCCAGAGGGAUUGUGUUCCAGCUCUCACAGAAAUCACGGUUUGGGUCAUUUUAUUUAUCAGAUUUAGCAAAUCUGCAUUUUUGUAUGUUGUGGUUGCUGCUGCCUGCCGUUGAAGUGUAGAACCCCUUGUUUGGAGCCGUCCCAAGCCACCGAUCGUUACAGUACUGGGUAACGUACCGCGCUCUGUCCUCACGCAUGCGCAUGACUGCUGUAUGUGUUAAACUGGUGACUCCAAAUGGCAAACUACAAUAAAGAUGUGAAAGUACAAAUCAAAAAGGAUCAACUCUUAAAUAGGCAAAGGGGGUAUGAACAGUGCAUGCACACUUCCAAAAGGGGGCACGUUAGAUUUGUACAUAUAGCAGAUUUAAUUGUACUUCACAAGUACUGACUGCUGCAUGAACCAGAAAGUUACAUGAUAGAAAAUGAAGGUUAUGUUAUGGCACUUUAUUCACAGAGACUGACAAAUAAUCUCUUUAAGUAAAAUUUACAUGGAGGAGGCUGUUGCCAUGGAAACAACUUUACACUGUCUUUUU